Molecule: messenger RNA, 1089 nt
Organism: Cuscuta campestris
Lineage: Eukaryota; Viridiplantae; Streptophyta; Magnoliopsida; Solanales; Convolvulaceae
Source: the annotation of a GenBank genome assembly
GUAGUGAGAUUGAAUUGGUGUGAAUAUGUGCACAGGAUAUUGAUAGACAGUGCAAUCAGAUGGGAGGAUGGAAAGAGUAAAUACUUCACAAGACCAUUGAUGUUUCUAAUGGUUUUCUAUGUUGAUAGGGUGGUUCUUUACAAUAGGGAUGUGGAGAGGACAGCACCUGCUUUUGUUGGCUGGACAUCAAAGAUACUUAGGGAUAGAGAGAAUAAAGAAGUGAAGGCUGGUGGAUUUGGUUUGGGAUUUGACGAUGGAAAGUAUGUGUGUGUGAAAUCUGUAGCUGAGGAAAACAACGCGGAUGACAAUGCAAAGGGGGCAGAAGGCAUUGAGGUUCGAGGAGAGAAAGAUUCUAUUAUGAGAGAAGGCACUCAGCAGACUGAGAUGCGAGAUGAGGAUGGUGAUGUCUUGAAGGUUUUUCUUAAAAAGUUUGCAGAAAAGGGUAAGAUGCUGGCAAAGACAGUCGUGGAGUUAGUGUCGUUAAUGGAGGGUGCACCAGCUGAGGCGAUGAAGAACGAUGUUUAUGUGGAAUUGCAGAUUGCUGCUGGAAGGUUACUGGGAUUAGUGAAUAAAAAUCCAAAAGAUGGUGUGCAGCCUGCGGAAUGUGCAUUUUCUGAAGUGUCUUAUGAUGAGUUCAUUUGGAGCGAUCCUUCAAAUAUCUCUAAGUUGGUUGCAUCAGAGGAGGCAGAGUUGGCGAGGAGGAAGUUCAAGCAGAUGGUGGCUGAUAUACCCUCCUUUAGCCUUGGCAUCACACAGGAUGGUGCCUUGCAAGGAGGUGGUGAUCACCAUGUGGUUGAUGUUGGAGCCAUUCCUUCACAUGACAUGGGUAUGAUGUUUUUGGACGUAUGCAUGCGUUAGUAGUGGUAGGAUGAUCUUGUUUACGUGACAGAUGUGUUUAAUGCUCUAAAUUAUGCACUACCCUUGGUAAUUCUUUAAUUGCCGUGUAUUUUAUUUUGAACUCAACAGUGGAGUUCAUCCUAGUAGGAAUUGAUGAUAUGUUUACUGGGGUAUUCUAAGAAGCAGAUGAUUUUGUUGAAUGAGACAUUUAUACAUGCCGAUUACAUUAUGCAAUAUAUAUUUGGUAAAUAU